AGAAAAAAAAAAAAUCUCGACAGAGGCCGGAGCUAGGUUCCAUGCAGCAAAAUUUCCGCCGGGCAAUCUUUUGAAAAAAAGUCGAUCCUGUUCUCCCACUUUCAGGUCGCUCCGAACCACUCGCGCAAACUUCGUGGAGAGAUUUGAAUCACCCUCUCAUUCAUCCUUUCAUCUUCUCCGCACGGCUUGUCGCAGAGCGCACGCCCAUUUCCCUUUUCCCUUUUGUGAUCGGCGCCACAACCGCAAAUAUGUCUCUUCUCCCCGCCGCUCUCUACGGCCUGAAGGUCCCGCCUGGCGAGAUCGUCGUCGCUGCCGCCGGUGACUUCCCUGCGACGAUCCGCAUCACCAUGGCGGCUAUCGACCCUACCGAGGAGCCUGAGGCGGACGAGGACGGCAAGGUUCCCCGCAUUCCUCGUUCGACCCUCAAGAUCCUCAAGGAGGCUGUUGGCGACGACUACGAUGAGGACGACUCCUACCUGGAGGAGCUUCUGGCCAAUGCCGACGAGGACGACUCGGACGAUGAUUCCGAAAAGGAGGAGGAGGCCAACGGCGGCCCCUCGGACCCCGCCAAGUCCAAGAAGGCGCGCAAGGAGGCCGCCAUCAAGCAGCUGAUCGCCGCCGCCCAGGCCGAGUCCGACUCUGACGAGGACAUGGCCGACGGCGAGGCGAACGGCAAGUCCAAGAAGGGUAAGGAGCCUGCCACUGAUGAGGAUGACUCAGAUGAUGACGACUCGGAGCUUGGCGCCGACCUGGAGGACCACGUUCUUUGCACGCUGGAUGUUGAGAGGAACUUCCAACAACCCCUUGACAUUGUUAUUGGCGAACAUGAGAAGUGCUACUUCGUCGUGAGCGGUACCCACUCAGUUCACCUGACUGGUAACUACGUCAUGCCUCCGGAUGACGACGAGGAUGACGAGGACAGUGAGGAUGAUGAUUAUGACCUGCCGCCCGACAUGGACGAGCUGCUUGGUGACGAUGGGGAUAUCUCCAGCGACGAUCUUGAUGAGAUCGACCAGGCCGAGCGCGUCAAGGAGAUCGACACGGAUGAGGAGGAGGCCCCCAAGCUCGUCAAGGUCAAGGACACCAAGAAGGGCAAGAAGCGCCCGGCCGAGGACGAGGCCGAGACCCUCGACGACCUCAUUGCCAAGGAUGCUGUCAAGGCCGACGCCGAGGUGAAGCUGAGCAAGAAGCAGCUGAAGAAGCUCAAGAACAACAAGGGCGAGGCUGUUGGAGCCGAGGAGAAGGCCAAGGACACCACGCCUGCCAAGGGCGACAAGAAGGUCCAGUUCGCAAAGAACCUUGAGCAGGGCCCUACCGGCUCAGCCGAGAAGGCCAAGCCCAACGGAAAGGCCACCAUCGGUGUCAAGGUUGUUCAGGGCGUCACCAUUGACGACCGCAAGCUUGGCCAGGGCAGGACUGCCAAGUCUGGUGACAAGGUUGGCAUGAGGUACAUUGGCAAGCUUCAGAACGGCAAGCAGUUUGAUGCGAACAAGAAGGGCCCGCCAUUUACCUUCAAGCUGGGCAAGGGCGAGGUCAUCAAGGGUUGGGAUAUUGGUGUUGCCGGCAUGGCGGUCGGCGGAGAGCGUCGUCUGACCAUCCCGGCGUCGCUUGCCUACGGCAGCUCUGAUGUCCCCGGAAUCCCCGGAAACAGCACGCUCAUUUUCGACGUCAAGCUCGUGGAGAUCAAGUAAACAGCCAUGUCGUUCUCUGCCAUCUUAGUUGGGCUUCCCUGGCUCACCCGAUAAUAUCUCGCCUCCGGUCUGUUCGGACGGUUGUUCGACGCCCGAGGCAGCCUCUUCCCCUGAAACAUUCUCUUGCUCGACGAUGCAAGUUUCUUUUCCGACCUGCACCCGGUCUGCGAGGAUCCAAGCCGAGCCCGGCCUGCGGUAGCAGAUCUGUAUGAGGGAUGACGAUUAUUAACGUUGCAUUUGUCUGGCGUUAUAAAAGUCUUGGUGGAUUUCCGAGGAACUCGUACCAUUUCCUGAAUUUCCUUGAUUCGUUUUCUUUGCUGUUAGAUAAUUCCAGGGUCAAUGUACGCUUUUGAGGUGGGAUAGCUCCAGCAUGCACUGCGGCUACUCUAU
Messenger RNA from Gaeumannomyces tritici R3-111a-1, 2081 nucleotides. Its product is annotated as FK506-binding protein 4. The transcript is spliced from 4 exons. Lineage: Eukaryota; Fungi; Ascomycota; Sordariomycetes; Magnaporthales; Magnaporthaceae. The record is from RefSeq and is a predicted model, not a curated record. Gene Ontology annotation, molecular function: peptidyl-prolyl cis-trans isomerase activity; macrolide binding. The coding region runs from base 249 to 1691 and encodes 480 amino acids. Gene Ontology annotation, cellular component: nucleolus; chromatin.